This is a messenger RNA of Pygocentrus nattereri (red-bellied piranha), 3808 nucleotides long. Its product is annotated as hepatic lectin-like. The record is from RefSeq and is a predicted model, not a curated record. NCBI's taxonomy places the organism in Eukaryota, Metazoa, Chordata, Actinopteri, Characiformes, Serrasalmidae. The transcript has 8 exons. The coding region runs from base 2427 to 3164 and encodes 245 amino acids.
UGCAUGAAAAACAACCCACAGGGGAAUCUUAGACCCAAAAGAGGCAAGUUCCCGAAUCCACAAUGGACUUUCCAACACGGCGAAGGAGAUCUGAAACCAGAGGUAGAACUGACACCUGGGGACUGGGUCUUCAUAAAGGUCAUAAAAAAAAGUCCUGGGCAGAUCCACGGUGGGAGGGACCAUUCCAAGUGCUGCUGACAACCCCUACUGUGGUAAAUAUAGCUGAUCGCCCCUCCUGGAUCCACCUCUCUCUUAAAAAGUCAGGUUGGUGUACUGUUCUCAUGCAGCACCCGAAGAUCACACACGCUGGACCACUGCUACUCUCCUUUCCGUGAGGCGUACAAAGCCCUCCCCCUAAAUCCGUUUGGCAAAUCGGACCAUCUCUCCAUUCUGCUCCUGCCCACCACCAGAAAAGCCCCCGCUGGUCGGACCAAUCGGAUUCAGCGCUUCGGGACUGUUUUGAUGACGCAGACUGGGAGAUGUUCCGCGACGCGUCACACAAUCAAUAACUUUGACGAACAUGUAGCCUCGGUUAGCGGGUUCAUUAGGAAGUGUAUAGAGAAUGUUGUGCCCACAAAAACAGGUCAUGUUUACCCCAAUCAGAAUCCAUGGCUCAACGGUGAGGUCCGUGCUGCGCUGAACGCGCGUACCGCUGCUUUUAAAUCAGGAAACACGGAUGAGUAUAAAAAGCCAGCUAUGCCCACCGUAAGACCAUAGACGCAGCUAAACGCGAGUUCAGGGCUAAAGUGGAGUCACAGAUCAACACCAGCAACACGAGAAGCCUGUGGGAGGGGCUGAACACAAUAACGGCCCUUAAGAGGGAAACUCGUUCUGUGAAAAACAUCAGCGCUGCGCUUCCAGACGAGCUGAAUUCUUUCUACGCCUGUUUUGAGGCAAAUCACACCGCGCCAGCGUAAAGAGUCCCGCCCCCGCCUCCGCCCCCACCCCGCCGAGUCAACAACCCCUCCGUCUCCGUGGAUGACGUGUGCAGAGCCUUCAAGCCGGACCUGACGGAUCCCUGCAUGCGCUCUCAAAGCCUGUGCACAUCAGCUGGCAGGAGUGUUUACAGACAUCUUUAACUUCUUCCUCUCUCUCUCUCUCUCUCUCUCUCUCUCUCUCUCUCUCUCUCUCUCUCUCUCUCUCUCUCCCCCCUCCCCCCUUUCUCUCUCUCCCCCUCUCUCUCUCUCUCGCUCUUAGUUGCUCCCACGUGCUUCAAACUGGUCAGGUUGCUCUUACCUCCAUCAUAAGCAAGUGCUUUAAGAAGCUGGUCAGAUACAUCAUUUGCUCCUCACUACCUGCCACUCUGGACCCACUGCAGUUUGCUUACAGACAGACCAGAUCCACUGAUGACGCAAUAGUCCUGACUCUACACACUGCCCUCUCCCACCUGGGCAGGAAGAAGACGUAUACGAGUGCUGUUUGUGGACUACAGCUCAGCGUUCAACACCGUCGCGCCCUCAAGGCUCGGCAUUGAGCUUCGGAAUCUGGGUCUGAACAGUUCUCUGUGCAGCUGGAUCCUGAACUUCCUGACGGGCCGACGCCAGGUGGUAAAGAUGGGCAGCUUCACCUCCUCCUCACUGACCCUUAACACCGGAGUUCCUCAGGGCUGUGUGCUCAGCUCUCUCUUGUACUCCCUGUAUACCCACGACUGCUCAGCCAGACACAGCUCCAACGUCAUCAUCAAAUUUGCAGGUGACACCACAAUUGUUGGCCUGAUCCCCAAUAACAAUGAGGAGGUCUACGGAGAGGAGUGUGGUGCCAGGAGAACAUCCUCUCUCUCGGUGUCAACAAGACGAAGGAGCUCAUAGUGGACUUCAGGAAGCAAGAGAGAGCGCACACCCCCAUCAGCAUCAACAGAGCCGUGGUAGAGAGGGUCAGCAGCUUCAAGUUCCUCGGUGUUCACAUUUCCGAGGAACUGACAUGGACCGAACACACCACACGGUUCUUAAAGAAGGAGCAACAGUGCACCUCAGGCGGCUGAAGAGGUUUGGCAUGAACCCCUGCAUCCUCAGAACAUUCUACACAUGUACUGUGGAGAGCGUUCUAACAGGCUCCAUCAUCACCUGGUAUGGAAACUGUACUGCCAUUGAGCGUAAAGCUUUACAGAGGGUGGUGUGCACAGCCCAGCACAUCACCAGGGUCCAGCUCCCAAACCUUUUGGACUUAUACACUAGCCGCUGACUGAGGAAGACCAGGAGGAUUCUGAAGGACUCCACCCACCCAAGCCGUUGCCUGUUCUCGCAGCUGCCAAGUGGGAAGAGGUGCAGAAGCAUAAAGUCCAGAACCAGCCGGUUCUGAGACAGUUUCUUCCCCUGGGAACAUCAGGCUGCUGAACAGCCAGUAGUGCUGGCCUAUCAGCCUCUGUAUAGUCAGAGUUCCACUCACAUUUGGAGCUGACCUGGAUCGCUGCAGAGAGCAGAGUGGAGAUGAGUGAGGAUAUGUAUGAAAAUUCAGGAUACACUGCAGACAGAAAAUCUGAGUCAGAUGACGGCAAGAAUGUCUAUGAAAACAUGCAUGUGAAAGGACAUGCUGGGACCCAAAGAACAGGAAACAGACGGGAAUCUCAGAGCUCAGGAUAUGACACAGCUGGGAGCAGAAGCUGCAGGUGGGCUGCAGUGUGUCUGGGGCUGCUGUGUGUUCUCCUGCUGGCUGCCACCACAGUGAUGUGGAUCAAGCUGAACAAGCUGACUACAGAGUGGGAUAACUUACAGACCAGUUACACCAACCUGACUCUAGAGAGAGACCAGAUAGAGGCUUUAUGUAUAAAUGAAGCCGACCUGCGAGGCUGGAUCUACUUCAGCUCCAGUGUCUACUACAUCUCUACUGAGAAGAAGAGCUGGAGUGAGAGCAGAAAGGACUGCAGAGCAAGAGGAGCAGACCUGCUGAUCAUAAACAGCAGAGGAGAACAGGACUUCACUGAAAUGUUGAGAAGAGGUCAGAAAACUUGGAUUGGUCUGUCUGACCAAGACACAGAGAGGGUCUGGAAAUGGGUGGACGGCUCAGCGCUGACCACUAGGUUCUGGGGAAGCGGAGAACCCAACAGUAGAGCAGGAGAUGAGGACUGUGUUGUCACUGGCCAAACAUCUGAUCCUUCACAGAACUGGGCUGAUUAUCCCUGCAAUGCCCACUUUGUUUGGAUUUGUGAAAAGAGAAUAUUUAGCUGAAUUGCUUAUGUGAGGAUCAAGAGUCCAAAUAUAGGCCAUAAUUAUCCGGGUUUAAUUGCAUUAUUGCACUGACGUCUUGAUUUUUCUAACAAUAGGAGAAACAGAUAUGUAGAGAUAAAAUAUAAGAUGAACCACAGCUGGUAGCUUGCAAACCACUAAAACUCGCGAAAUGGAAGCAAUAUGACUGCUAUUGACUUCUGCAGAUGCACAACAUUCUAGGAUAUAUUUCAAGUUUCUAUGAUCAUCUUAGUUUCAUCUAAUUGUUCUGUCCAGAAAAGUAUUUUUUUUUACCAUCUACACUGUAAAAAUCAGUCUUUCUAUUUAUUUUGAAUAGACCUUCUUUAGUUUUUACAGAUUUGAUCACAUUUUCUGUGAAUUUACAGAUAAUGACUGUAAAAAAACAUUGCAGUGCCAAAUAUUCCUACCAUUCACUGUAAAAACCUUUAGAAUUUUACUUAUUAACCUUUCUAUUAAAUGACUGAUUUUCCAUGUACUGGACAUAUUUUCAAUAACACAUCAAAACAUAUGACUUUUUUUGCUUCUGAACAGACAUUGCUCUGUAAUAAAAAAUGCAUUGAUGAGACGUGUUAUUCUACACAUAAAUAACAUCUUCACACCACAUUAAAGUUGUUUAUUACAGAAAA